AGAGAAAAUAAGAAAGGGGGAAAAUCUUCGAUCAUUAGUUUUAGGGUUCUUUGGUUGAAGAUGAUGGGGCGUUUCGCUCUUCUCCUUUUCCUGGCUUUCGCUUCAUUUCAGUGCCUCUGCUUCGCCGCCGAUGAUGACACGGUCUUUUAUGAAUCAUUUGACGAGCCGUUUGAUGGGCGAUGGAUCGUCUCUGAUAAAGAUGAUUAUAAAGGUGUAUGGAAGCAUUCAAAGAGUGAAGGGCAUGAUGAUUAUGGUCUUCUUGUGAGUGAGAAGGCGAGGAAGUAUGCGAUAGUGAAUGAGCUCGAUAAGCCUGUGAGUCUCAAGGAUGGAAGCACUGUGCUUCAGUUCGAGACUCGCCUCCAGAACGGGCUUGAGUGUGGUGGUGCAUAUUUGAAAUACCUUCGUCCUCAAGAGGCUGGAUGGAAGCCUAAGGAAUUCGACAAUGGAUCCCCUUACUCCAUCAUGUUUGGGCCCGACAAAUGUGGGGGCACAAACAAGGUGCACUUCAUCUUGAAGCACAAGAAUCCUAAAAGCGGGGAAUACGUUGAACAUCAUCUUAAAUAUCCACCUUCUGUUCCGUCCGACAAGCUUACUCAUGUGUACGCUGCUAUCUUGAAGCCUGACAAUGAAGUUAAAAUUCUGAUUGAUGGUGAGGAGAAAAAGAAGGCAAAUUUCCUCUCGGGUGAUGAUUUUGAGCCUCCACUUAUCCCUGCUAAGACAAUUCCCGAUCCAGAUGAUAAGAAACCCGAGGAUUGGGAUGAGAGAGCCAAAAUUCCAGAUCCCAGUGCUGUAAAGCCAGAUGAUUGGGAUGAGGAUGCACCCAUGGAAAUUGAAGAUGAGGAAGCUGUGAAACCGGAAGGAUGGUUGGAUGAUGAGCCUGAGGAGAUAGAUGAUCCCGAGGCAACCAAACCGGAAGAUUGGGAUGAUGAAGAAGAUGGUGAGUGGGAAGCCCCCAAAAUUGAUAACCCAAAGUGCGAGGCAGCCCCUGGUUGUGGUGAAUGGAAGAGACCAAUGAAGAUGAACCCGUCUUACAGGGGAAAAUGGUCUGCUCCUCUCAUCGAUAACCCCAAUUACAAGGGUAUUUGGAAGCCUCAGGAAAUUCCAAACCCCGACUACUUUGAGCUUGACAAGCCCGUCUUUGAGCCUAUUGCUGCUAUUGGUAUUGAGAUCUGGACAAUGCAAGAUGGCAUAUUGUUUGACAACAUUUUGAUCGCCAAAAACGAAAAGGUUGCCGAGACCUACAGGGAGACCGAAUGGAAACCCAAGUUUGAGGUUGAGAAAGAAAAGCAGAAGGUUGAGGAAGAAGCUGCCGACCCAGGUGGACUUUCAGGGUUCCAGAAGAAGGCCUUUGAUGUCCUAUACAAGGUUGCCGAUAUUCCUUUCUUGAGUGAAUACAAGCUUCAAAUCCUUGAUCUCAUUGAAAAGGCAGAGAAACAACCAAAUAUCACUAUUGGUGUGAUAGUCUCGAUUGCCGUGAUCAUCCUCACAGUUUUCUUAAAGCUCAUUUUCGGUGGCAAGAAGCAACCAAGAGUCGAGAAGAAACCAGAGGCCGCGGAGGCAUCAAACAACGAAUCCACCAGCGGAGAAAAGGCCGAAGAAGAAGAAGAGAGAGAAGAAAAUGCCGCUGCUCCACGCAGAAGGAGACGUGAGACUUGAGAGAAAUGGUCGUGAAAAGAGGUGAAUGGAGGUGAUCUGUUUUCACUUUGGGACAAAAUUUUGUGCUUUUUAGAAGUGGUUUGAAUAGAUGAAACAUUCUUGGUACUUGGGUGGGAUGUUUUUAGAAGAUUGUAUGAUUUGAAGAGACACAGUUUUCAUGUGUUUUUUUUUUUAAUCUUGGAUCUAAAACCAUCCCCAAUCCUAUGGGGGGGGGGGCGAAUGAAUGCUAGAACUUGUAGAAUUUUGUUAUAUUUACUCGUGACAGUGGGUGAACACACACUUGGAUCGGA
This is a messenger RNA of Hibiscus syriacus, 1946 nucleotides long. Its product is annotated as calnexin homolog. The transcript has 8 exons. The record is from RefSeq and is a predicted model, not a curated record. The coding region runs from base 61 to 1656 and encodes 531 amino acids. Gene Ontology annotation, molecular function: calcium ion binding. NCBI's taxonomy places the organism in Eukaryota, Viridiplantae, Streptophyta, Magnoliopsida, Malvales, Malvaceae. Gene Ontology annotation, biological process: protein folding. Gene Ontology annotation, cellular component: endoplasmic reticulum; endoplasmic reticulum membrane.